AUGGCGACCAACCUGAGCGCGGUGGCGGCGGCGGCGGCGGCGGCGGCUCCAGAGGCGGCCGCGAGGGGACACAACGUGCCGGCUCUGUUGUUCGGCGUGCUGCUGAUCGUGGUGAUCAUCUGCGGGAACCUGCUGGUGUGCCUGAGCGUGUUCACCGAGAAGGCCCUGAAGACCACCACCAACUACUUCAUCGUCAGCCUCGCGGUGUCGGAUCUGAUGCUCGCGGUGCUCGUGCUGCCGCUCUUCGUCUACUCCGAGUUCCAGGACGGCGUUUGGACCCUCAGCACCACCGUCUGUGACGGCCUGAUGACCAUGGACGUGAUGCUGUGCACCGCCUCCAUCUUCAACCUGUGCGCCAUCAGCGUCGACAGGUUCAUCGCCGUCUUAAUCCCUCUCAACUACAACAGGAAGCACGUGGACCUGCGGCAGGCGGUGCUGCUCUGGGCCACCUGGAUCGUGGCCCUGGCGGUGGCCUCGCCCAUCAUGUUCGGCAUCAACAACGUGCCGGGCCGCGAACCCACCGAGUGCAAACUGGAGAACGACGACUACGUCCUGUACUCGUCCGUGUGCUCCUUCUUCAUCCCGUGUCCCAUCAUGCUGCUGCUGUACUGCGGCAUGUUCCGCGGCCUGCGGCGCUGGGAGGAGGCGCGGAAGGCCAAGCUGAAGAGCAGCAUCCAGGCCUGCCGCAAGCUGCAGGAGGCCGCCGCCUCGCUGCCGCCGCUGGCCUCGCUGCCGCCGCCGCUGCCGCCCGUCAUAGAGCGAGAACCGAUGGAUAAUCAAGACGAGCCGCCCGCCUUCCCGUCCGCGGACAAGCCCUUCCCCUCGCCAGGGUACAGGGACGGCCCCGUGCCGACUGUCAGCUUCAACGAGAUCAAGUUCAACCCGGACCCUCGCCGGAGGACGACGGCCAAGAUCAACAGCCGGGAGAGGAAGGCCAUGAAGGUGCUUCCUGUCGUUGUGGGUGCCUUCCUGUUCUGCUGGACUCCCUUCUUCGUCCUCCACACGAUGCGAGCUCGCUGUCAGGACUGCCACGUCCCAGCGGCCCUGAUGAGCGUGGUGACGUGGCUCGGCUACGUCAACAGCGCCCUCAACCCCGUCAUCUACACCGUCUUCAACACCGAGUUCAGGAAGUUCUUCAAAAAGUUCCUGCACCGAUGCUGCUCCAAGGGCGCCCAAUGA
Molecule: messenger RNA, 1179 nt
Organism: Cyclopterus lumpus (lumpfish)
Lineage: Eukaryota; Metazoa; Chordata; Actinopteri; Perciformes; Cyclopteridae
Gene: drd4a
Product: dopamine receptor D4a
Exons: 4
Coding region: 1-1179 (392 amino acids)
Biological process (GO): adenylate cyclase-inhibiting dopamine receptor signaling pathway; adenylate cyclase-activating adrenergic receptor signaling pathway
Cellular component (GO): plasma membrane
Molecular function (GO): G protein-coupled receptor activity; dopamine neurotransmitter receptor activity, coupled via Gi/Go
Source: RefSeq, a predicted model, not a curated record